This is a messenger RNA of Penicillium daleae, 1860 nucleotides long. RefSeq names its product MFS transporter. Gene Ontology annotation, biological process: transmembrane transport. The record is from RefSeq and is a predicted model, not a curated record. The transcript is spliced from 3 exons. NCBI's taxonomy places the organism in Eukaryota, Fungi, Ascomycota, Eurotiomycetes, Eurotiales, Aspergillaceae. The coding region runs from base 1 to 1860 and encodes 619 amino acids. Gene Ontology annotation, molecular function: transmembrane transporter activity.
AUGAGCAACAACGUCGACCACGAUCUCGAAAUGGCCGAGGUCGAGGCAGACGCGAGCCACCAGUCUGAGGACUGGCGCAAGGAGAAGCCUCGACGAUCAGCCGAGGCAGCGAGGCCUUCCACAUCGGGAGCAUCCAGCAUGUCAUCGACGGCCUCGAGUAGCUCUGUUGAGUACAAUCCGACCUUCCAUAGGAUGCAGUCGCGAAAUACAGAGCUUGACCUGGAGCGUCGACGAUCGGGACUAUCUCAGGCGCUGAGCCGGAUAGAAACUCAACGGCUUCAGCAUUCAAUGACCGUGGGUGAAAGUGUCAAGUCGCGACCCUCUAAGCUCCCGCUACCAGCAUUCGGUGCGGGUAAGCCGUAUCCUCCCCAAUUGCCGAGCCGCGAGGAUUAUGUCGUCGAGUUCGAUGGCCCGAAUGAUCCUCUGUACCCACAGAAUUGGCCAUUAAAAACAAAAGUAUGGAUCAGUGCAAUGCUGGCUUUUACUAGUCUCUGCUCAACUUUUGAUUCCGCCGUUUUCAGCUCUUCUUCCAGGGCUGUUGCCAGCGUCUUUGGUGUUGGCCUCGAAGUCUCAAUUUUGUCCAGUACACUCUAUAUCUGUGGUUAUGCUACUGGACCUUUAAUCUGGGCUCCUCUAUCUGAGCUGAAAGGUCGUCGCCUACCGAUCAUUUUGGCCAUGUUCGGAUUUGGCAUCUUUAAUACAGGCGUGGCAGUUGCCAAAGAUCUACAGACCCUGCUGAUUUGCCGUUUCUUCUCUGGUGUCUUUGGCAGUUCACCCCUGGCAGUUGUGGCAGCUAUCUUUUCAGACAUUUACAACAACCGCACCCGUGGUAUUGCAAUUGCCUGCUUUUCUAGUACAGUCUUCUUGGGUCCCCUCGUGGCACCGUUCAUUGGAGGAUUCAUCAACAUGUCUCACUUGGGUUGGCGAUGGACCGCCUAUAUCCCGGCCUUCAUGGGAUAUGCUGCUUUCGUCAUGAACCUGUUCUUACUCAAGGAGUCGUAUCCCCCGGUAGUUCUGGUGGAAAAGGCUGCAGAGUUACGUCGCCGCACCAAGAACUGGGGUAUCCACGCGAAGCAGGAAGAAAUCGAGGUUGACCUGAGAGAUCUGAUAAUUAACAACUUCUCCCGUCCACUACGGCUUUUGAUCAAUGAGCCGCUGAUCCUGGCGGUGACAGUCUACCUCAGCUUCAUUUAUGGUCUUCUCUACUGUUUCUUGACUGCUUACACAAUCGUGUUCCAACAAGUUCAUGGUAUGAAUGCAGGAGUCGGUGGGUUGCCCCUGUUUGGCAUGGUGGUUGGCCUUUUCAUUGCUGCCUCCUACAUUAUCUUUUCCAGCAAUGCAUACAGUCGCAAGCUUGAUAGAAAUGGAGGCAUCCCCGUCCCUGAAUGGCGUCUUCCGCCUGUCAUUGCUGGUGGUGCUCUCUUCGCCGCUGGAAUCUUCUGGUUUGGAUGGACUGGAUACACCAAGAGCAUCCAUUGGAUCGUGCCUACGCUCAGUGGGUUAUUUACUGGAUUUGGUCUCUUGAUCAUUUUCAUCCAGCUAUUCAACUAUCUGAUUGAUACUUAUCUCAUGUUUGCCGCUUCCGCUAUCGCCGCAAAUACCUUCUGCCGUUCCAUGGUAGCAGCGAGCUUCCCUCUCUUUUCACGCCAAAUGUUUGAGAAUAUGGGCAUUCAGUGGGCCGCUACACUCCUCGGUUGUCUUGCUAUAUGCCUAGUCCCCAUCCCCGUGGGAUUCUAUUUCUUUGGAAAGAAAUUGAGAUCGAAGAGCAAGUUUGCGCCUUUCUUUGAACCGGCGUCGGAGUCUGCUGCCGUGGAGAUGGACGAUGAGGUCACAGAAACCGAGGGAGAUGGACGUGCCUGA